Messenger RNA from Thalassophryne amazonica, 1578 nucleotides. RefSeq names its product gap junction delta-2 protein (gene gjd1b). The transcript is spliced from 2 exons. Lineage: Eukaryota; Metazoa; Chordata; Actinopteri; Batrachoidiformes; Batrachoididae. The coding region runs from base 448 to 1368 and encodes 306 amino acids. Gene Ontology annotation, biological process: cell communication. The record is from RefSeq and is a predicted model, not a curated record. Gene Ontology annotation, cellular component: connexin complex.
GGAGGAGAGCCAGGAUCUGUUUCUGUUCAACGAGGCUCAGGUGCAGCCUGGUGGAGCAACACAAACUCAGAUGAAGCAGGUGCACAGAGGCAAGUUUCAGUCGCUGUAUCGUGCACGUACUUUGGGGCAUGCAGGCAAGUGUAUGCGUGCACAUGUGCUUUGGUGACAGCAGCCAGCAGCCACAACAAAGGAAAGAAGAGCAACACAGCAGCAACAAUGUGGUGUAACUGAGCUCCUUUUGCACAUCUGUCACCUUUUGUACCCCCUCCCCACCCCCUUUUGCAGUGUAUAACCCUUAGCCUCCGACCUAAAGACACCUGCUGCCUCACCUGACCCAACAGGUGGACUUUGACAACUUGGCAAAACAGACAUUAACCUCUGGAAGCCUACGCAGAGUGAGGUCAACCUUGACUUCCUGUGUCUAGUGGAUGUCUUUUAACCCCAAUCAUGGGAGAAUGGACCAUUCUGGAGCGCCUCCUAGAGGCCGCUGUGCAGCAGCACUCUACUAUGAUCGGAAGGAUUCUGCUGACAGUGGUGGUAAUAUUCCGAAUCCUGAUUGUGGCCAUCGUGGGGGAGACGGUAUACGAGGAUGAGCAGACCAUGUUCAUCUGUAACACUCUGCAGCCAGGCUGCAACCAGGCCUGCUAUGACAAAGCCUUCCCCAUUUCCCACAUUCGCUACUGGGUCUUCCAAAUAAUCCUGGUCUGCACACCAAGUCUCUGCUUCAUCACCUACUCAGUCCACCAGUCGGCCAAACAGCGAGACCGGCGAUACUCCUUUCUCUACCCCAUAAUGGAGCGGGAUUACGGAGCAAGGGAUGGGGCUCGAAAGCUGCGCAACAUCAACGGUAUUCUUGUUCAGCACGGUGGUGAUGGAGAAGGAGGGAAGGAAGAACCUGAUUGCCUUGAGGUAAAGGAAAUACCCAAUGCCCCAAGGGGCCUCACCCAUGGGAAGAGCUCCAAAGUUCGUCGGCAAGAAGGGAUCUCGCGCUUUUACAUCAUUCAGGUAGUGUUCCGAAAUGCACUGGAGAUUGGCUUCUUGGCAGGCCAGUACUUCCUGUAUGGCUUUAGUGUACCUCGGAUCUUUGAGUGUGAUCGCUACCCGUGUCUGAAAGAAGUGGAAUGUUAUGUGUCUCGACCCACAGAAAAAACUGUUUUCCUCGUGUUCAUGUUCGCAGUGAGCGGCAUCUGCGUGGUGCUCAACCUGGCCGAGCUCAACCAUCUGGGCUGGCGUAAAAUCAAGGCAGCGAUCAGGGGCGUCCAGGCACGCAGGAAGUCCAUUUGUGAGAUCAGAAAAAAGGACAUGGCGCACCUGUCCCAGCCGCCAAACCUGGGCCGCACGCAGUCCAGUGAAUCAGCGUACGUGUGAUGGUGAAUGGAAAUACUUGUACUGCAGGACGAAUGUGCAACAGAGAGAAUAAAUAUAAUGUGAGCGUAAUUUAAUGAAGAUGGGCACGAGGGUCAAAACUGAUGACCUCAUCUGUGUUGCUGAAAUGAAACAGAAUGUAAAAUGACCAAAUGUUUGGCUUUUUAGACCAACCAAGUGAGCUGUGUAAGAAGAAACUUAAGAAGGAUAAAA